UGCGACUAAGUAAACAAAACAAGAUGGAAGUUGUUGGACCGCACUUAUAAUGAGAAUGGUUGAUUUAGGAAAUUUGCAUGUUUGGUCCUAAUAUUGAACUUCGAUAAUCCACAGUAAUUUGAAAAGAAAGCUGUGAAAUCACAUCAGAAACCAGGGAUUCUUGAUGAAAGUUGACAUAUUUACGUAAGCGUUUGAGUAAGAAUAAAUUCUACAAAUUGAAGAUGCCAUUUUCACCUAAGAAACAUUUCGUGGGAACACCGCAUACAAACAUACCAUUUGGGGUAAGACAUGAAUUGGAAAGGGAAAGACUGCUUUCUAUGCCAAUGACGGCAAAAAACCACCUUGGAAAGCUGGCAGACAACCUAAAGGAUAUGAGGGAGAAAGGGAUUCUGUGUGACUACUACCUGAAGGCUGGAAGUGCAAGUCUGCCGGUCCACAAGGUCGUGAUGGCAGCUUCUAGUGACUACUUCCUCACAAUGCUGACCACCAACAUGCGAGAGAGUCGAGAGUCUGAGGUGAACCUCAAAGGAGUUACAGCGUGUGCAUUGACUGUCAUUGUGGAGUUUGCUUAUACAGGGAUUCUAAAACUCAACAUGGAGAACGUGGAGGAAGUUCUGGCUGGGGCUACACACCUGCAAGUGAAUGAUGCCGUAAAGCUCUGUAGUCGCUACAUAGAAACCUCCAUUACACCUAAGAACUGUGUAGAUGUUCUGAAUCUGGCUGAAUUGUUCAGUCUGGAGACCACCACCAGGAUAGCUAAAAAAUUUAUUCUGGUAAACUUUGAAAAUGUCGCCCAGUCUGAGCAGUACCAGUUGUUGACUCAGACGCAGCUUAGCGAGAUGCUCCAAGCCAACUCACUCAAGGUGAUCUCCGAGUACAAGCUGUUUGAGUUAGUUUUACAUUGGGUCAACCACAUGCCAGGCAAACGUGAAGCGUUUGUCCCAGAUCUAAUGAAGUAUGUACGCUUACCUCUCCUGUCGGGCGAGGAACUUGUCGACAAGGUCAGUCGUGUGGAGAUCAUGAAAAGGAAUAAAAAUUGCUUAGAUUUACUGACAGCGGCUAAAGAUUAUCACAUCCUUACAGGAAAGCAGCCUUUGAAUCAGACAGCUAGGACACAGGUGAGAUCCGACUCCAAGAGUCUGGUGAUGUGUUAUGGGCAGUGUCUGGAGGGAUAUCCCAUCAAUGAUAGUCAUCGUCUGACUCGCGUUCUACUGAAGGAUCCUAUAGCUCCUCUCUACAACCCCUGUGUCACUGUCAUUGACAACUUCAUGUACACCUGUGGCGGCAAAUAUGACAACCAGGCGAGUAAUGAGAUCGCAACUGCUCGAUGUUUCCGAUACGAUCCAAGAUUUGAUACCUGGUAUGAACUUGCUUCUAUGAUAGAGCCAAGGCGAGACUUUGCUAUGGUGGGUCUGGAGGGUAACUUAUAUGCCAUAGGAGGUCAAGAUGAAAACAAGAUGAUGAGCACAGUGGAGUGUUAUAGUAUUGCCCAGAAUGAGUGGGAUCGUAAGUGCUCGCUGCUUGAACAAGUGUACGGUCAUGCUGCAGCAGUAUGUGAGGGAAAAAUAUAUGUGACAGGUGGUCAGGUGUUUUCCGUUACCAGUAAAAAGGCGUAUUUAUAUAACGUGGUGGACGAUACUUGGGAGGAACGUGCAAACAUGUUGUACCCACGCAUCCACCAUGUCAUGGAGGAGGUACGAGGUCAGCUGUAUUGCAUCGGGGGUAGUGGACAUGGCGGACUUAUCUUCCCAACUAUCACACCGACUGUGGAGAGCUACAACCCUCAGACAAACCAGUGGACGUUAUGUAAGCCUCACACCAGUAUUGUGGACUCGGGUUCAUGUGUUGUGCACGACAAGGUGUAUAUGGUUGGCGGAGCUUUCAUUGACGGUAUCACUAUCUACAACCCUGCAUCAGAUGAUCUUACCCUCUCCCACGCCACAAUCCUCUCCGGUAAAGCCUGUGGUAUCCUGGUUCACCCUCACUAUGUCUGACAAUAUUGUCAAGACGUCGAUGUUGUCAGAUGUUUGAUCAUAUUAUUGAUAACAGUAUAAAAUACCCAUUUUGUCACUGACUAUUUUAAAGGAAACAUUAAAAGCAUGAUUUUAUCAUUAUUACACCAUAGAAUGCUAGUGAUGCUGCUACUGUUUUAUCUGUUAGCCAGGUUAAAUACUAAAUCUACCAGGCGCUACUGCAUCAAUCAGUUUUUAAGGUCAUUUAUUCUUAUGUUUUAUAAUAAAUAUUAUAUUUAUAACGUGUAAGUGAUACAGAUUCUGAGUCCUGAGAAUAUUUAACCAGUGGUCAGAGUGUAUGAAAUACCAUAUAUUCCACAGGUUGGGAAAAAUAUGUAAAACACAUUGCCAUGAAGACCAUAUGUGCACUGUGCCUCAAAACUGAAACAAAGUUCAAGAUAUGGAAUGUAGCUUUCUUAAACAUAAAUCAAUCAACACAAAUAAAGCUGAACGAAAAUACAAUUUCCAAUACAUUUCAGCUCAAGUCUUUUAAAAUAAACAAUAAGUGUUAUUGUUCUCUCCAUAGUGAAACAGUACACACAAAUAUGUUCAAAUCUUAAAAACUUUAAUCUCAAGCUCCAAAAACUUUAAAAGAAUUUUCAUUAAAAUUUCUAUAUAAUGCCAUUUAAUUUGCCCCCUUACUCGUCUUCUUUUGUUAAGAGUAUUUGAAUUUUUAAGGUUAUUGCAGAUUUAUUUCAAGGUCCUCUUUUUCUUGACUGUUAUAAUCAUAUGUCUCCCACUAUGUAUUGCCAAACACCUACAUAUGUAACAUAAACAUUGCUUUGCUAAUAAACAUGUACUGCAAAUUG
Molecule: messenger RNA, 2821 nt
Organism: Mizuhopecten yessoensis (Yesso scallop)
Lineage: Eukaryota; Metazoa; Mollusca; Bivalvia; Pectinida; Pectinidae
Product: kelch-like protein 26
Exons: 2
Coding region: 222-1994 (590 amino acids)
Molecular function (GO): protein binding
Source: RefSeq, a predicted model, not a curated record